UCAAUUCAAUUAUCUCACACUCCUCAAACAACCUCAUGUAAUAUGCCCAAUAGCCUUGUAACCAGCGCCGUCUCGCCGCCGAUUAAGCACCGUGUCUCCGUCGCCGUUUAGUGAAUCUACCGUCGUCACCGUGACUUUCCUUAAUUCCCCCUUCCUUUUGGUGGGUCCCAAAAAAUCACACUACGUCAUCGUCAUCUGAGAAACGCCACACCGAGAUAACAGAGGAAAAUCCGAUGAGAGCCCUGCUUAAUCCCGAAUCUUCCUUCUCUCUCUCUUCGACCUCUUCGUUUCAGAUCAAGAGGUCUCUCCACCUGGACCCAUCGAGCUCUUCAUGCCUCCGGUUUCCUUUAACCGGUUGCAACGGCCGUCCCUGGCGGCGGAAGCUCGCUGGUAGUUUGAAGAUAAAGGCAGUGUUGGACUCCGCAAUGAUGGAGCAGUUAGGGCUCAAGGACUCCGAUAUCAAGAACCCGGCGAUUUCUUCCACGUACCGGAGGUCGUCGAUUCCGAAGGCAAACCUUACCGUUCUUGAUGCCCAAGCUAGGGUUUGCACUGGUCCGACCCAGACAAGACCCCUUACCGAAGAACAGGCUUUUAAGGUGUUUGAUACGAUAUUAAGAUCAGCUAGAGGUGAGCUAAAAGACGAGGAACCUGUUUCAAAAGCUCAACUUGGUGCGUUUUUCGCUGGAAUGACAAUCCGUGCAAAUGCAUUUCCGGAGGAAACUCAAUGGAGUGAAGGCGAAAAGCGUGCGAUGGAUGUAUUUUGGCCGCUCCUGGUUCGAGCAUUACCUCCUGAUGUGCUCUUCAUUGCCGACCCUGAAGGCUCUCUUUUAGGCACGGGAUCCUCGGUUGGACCAACUUUUGUUGGCAACGAAGCUAGAGAGAUGAGACUGGUCGGUGCUCUAAGAGAGGUUUUGGCUGGAGGUCACCUUGGGUACGAGGAGGUCAAGGGUGUCUUAAGAGACGUUCUUCCGCUUGCGACAGAAGGUAGCUUGACCUCGGGGGUAAGCGAGUCGUUGCUUUCGGCGUUUUUGAUUGGUCAGCGUAUGAACAGAGAGACAGACCGAGAGCUUAAAGCGUACUGCCUUGCAUUCGAUGACGAACUUGGGGCUCCUCCAGUUGCUGAUGUCAAAUCUUUAACACAUUACGGCGAGCCUUAUGAUGGGAAUACUCGAUUCUUUCGAAGCACUCUAUUUGUGGCUGCAGUUAGAGCCUGCUAUGGUGAAUCUUCAGUGCUCCAUGGCGUUGAAUGGAUGCCUCCAAAGGCGGGUGUGACUGAGGAACAAAUGCUGAAGUUUAUGGGGGCAAACACAAGCUUGUCUGUGCAGCAGGCGAAAGAACUCAUCGAGGACGAGAAGGCUGGAUUUGCGUAUCUUAGUCUACGGGAAGCUCGGCCGUCUUUAUAUUCUCUAGUUGGAAUGAGGGAGCAUAUAAAGAAGCGGCCUCCUCUGGCAACAACGGAGAAAGUUCAGCAAUUUGUGAGGGCGACAGGGAAGGAAGCAAUUGUGGCUGGGUUUUACCACGAAGGCUACGAAGAGCCUCUCUUAAUGCUUAUGAGACGGAGAGGUGUCCACUCUGGUUUGGUGAUUAAGGGCGAGGAAGGGGCCCUCUCAAUGACAACUAGGGUGAGAGCAGCAAGUGCAUCGAAAGGGUUUCCAGUUAACUACUGUUCUGGUUUUCGUUCACUGAGUUCAGGCACGGCUCUAGAAGCUGAUGGGGUCUCGAGGCAGAGUUUCAAUCUCGAGGUGGAUGCGAGAGACUAUGGCUUUGAACCAACCGAAACACCACGAACUGAUCGUUCGGUGUCGAAGAACAUAGAGCUUGGUUUGGCAGCGCUUAGUGGUGAGAAAGGCGCGGCGUAUGAUAGAAUCGUUCUAAAUGCUGGGAUUGUGGAUCAUUUGUUGGGAUGUGAAGGUGCAGAUGAUGUAGCUGUCGCUAUGGAGAGAGCCAAGGAAGCUAUUGAUAGUGGGAAGGCUCUGAAGAAACUUUUGAAUUACAUAGAGAUCUCACGCAAGAUGAAAUAGUUCCCAACAAUCUGGAGUCUUGACAAAACAUACACUGAGUAUAGAAAGCUUACGCCUUCUUUUGGUCUUCUUCUUUUUGUGGAAAAACUCUCUAUUGUUGUUGUUGAAAACUGAGUGGGACACAUAACACAAUGCUUGUGGUGGCUCUCUGUUGAUAGCUGUUGAAUCGCAUGUACAGAUUCUGGAGAAAAAAUUGGUUAUUUUUAAUUUUGUUUUGAGUGAUUCACAGUUCAUCUUCCCACUCCCACACUCAUGUUAAGUGGAUUUAUUAUGAUCCUUAUUCAAA
Messenger RNA from Thlaspi arvense, 2307 nucleotides. Lineage: Eukaryota; Viridiplantae; Streptophyta; Magnoliopsida; Brassicales; Brassicaceae. The record is from the annotation of a GenBank genome assembly.